Messenger RNA from Macaca mulatta (Rhesus monkey), 5694 nucleotides. It is a transcript of the gene RWDD1, whose product is annotated as RWD domain containing 1. Gene Ontology annotation, molecular function: protein binding. Lineage: Eukaryota; Metazoa; Chordata; Mammalia; Primates; Cercopithecidae. The record is from RefSeq and is a predicted model, not a curated record.
AGCAUGUAGGGUUUAUUUACAGUGAUACAUAAGGUUUGAAAAGGAUGCUUUACCAAAAGUUUUGUUAAUGAAAUAGGAAUGCAAAUAAAGAGGUACUACAUUUACUAGAUUGCAAUUGGCAACCAAAAGUAACCUUUUUCUAACGUAAACCUUGUUAUGUUUGUUGCUUUGCUGCAUCUCAUUUCUUUUGGUAGGUUGUUUUUAUUAUUCUGUUAGGAGAAAAAACUUAAUUUUGCUUGAUUUUCUUUGAUCUAGGAGUCAUUUAAAGAUGUAAUGCCAUCUUCCUUGCCAAAUUUGAUUCUGUCUUCCUCACUUAUUUCGGUCAACAGAACUUCAUCUUUCCAGUUCUUGUAGCCAAAAAUCAGCCUUGACACCCCCCUUAGAACUUAUGCACUAGUGUUUCCUCUGGCAGCUCUUUCCUUAUAACAAAUCAUUAUAAUUCCUCUGAACUGAAGCGAUCCAAAAAAAAAAAAAAAAAAUGAGCAACUUAUAAUUGCAAAGUUACUUUAUGUAUUUUAUUUGAUUCUCAUCAUAGUUAGGAGACUCCACUCUUUUCCUUAAAGUUUAAAAGAAUGCCUGAAAUCAACCCUUAAUACCGUAAACACAUAAUGAGUACCAAAGCGUUCCUUUGUCAUAGGUAAGCAGCACUCCUCAAUAAAAGAUCAAGGUGCCUUCUGGUCCAUGGGACAUCACCAUUUCAACAAGAGAAAACUUCAGAGGCUUCAUUAGGAAGCUUUCGUUUAAAAAGUGUUCCUCCCACUAUACAAGUGAAACCAGCUUUAAUACAGAGAAAUCAAAACAAAGAAAAAUAAAGUGGGGAACAGCUUUUGAGUAUUUUCUUAAAAUUUUCCAUUUUUUCGACUUUGCACAAUAUUAUAAUAAAGGAACAUGGGAUCCUUUAUUAUUGUUACCACAGUUGUUUAAUAUUCUUUUCAUAAAGUUAACCAUGUUUAUUUAGCCAUUUUCUUAGCUUUUGCCAUCAUGGCACUUUGAAAAUUUUCUUUGUAAUUGCUGCAAUGACCUUGGCGAUCACAGAUGCAUGCUACCUGCUCAAGUUUAUUCUUGGAAGUGGUAUUACCAAAUUAAAGGUUCUCAAUAUUUCCUGGGGUACUGCAAUUUUUAAUUGCAUAUUAAAACUGUUAUUACUGAGAUCGACAUUCCUCUCACCAAUUCACAAAUACACAGUCACAGACAUCUUGAGAUCUAUAAAACGUCAAGCCGCGUUCAUUUCACAAAUUCACAAGUUAAACCUAAAGAUCUGAACCGAGAAGCCGGACCUAGGGUCUAUUUCUCCCCCCCGGAUCCACCCCGACUUAUUAAGCAGUUAGGCCGACCCUUCCGUGCUCAUUCAAGGUAGUGCAGAGCUUUUGUUCCCCCGCCCAGUGGAAUCUACCCUGGUCCCAGCCCCUCGUCCAACUCCCGUGGGACGCCACGCAAUACGGAGUUCAAGAAGCGCAGAAAUCUCCUGACCCCCACUAGUCCACACUAGGUAGCAAGACCGCAGCACCUACGCCACAGGGUCAAAUCGGAAACCAGAAAAGGCACCCGAUGCCCGUCGCCCAGUCUCGGCCACCAGCGACUCUUUCUUUCCCUGGCGCACGAUGCCGGCCUUUCAGCCCAGACUCAUCGAGCGAGGAUGCCGCGCUGAGAAGCUUCUAAGGCUCAGGGCCUGCAAAGCCCAGCAGCCGGCUGUAGGUGUCCUUAGCAAAUGCCAGACCGCGCGCACCGUCCCAGCAAGUCCCGAGCGAGUGUGGGACAGGCAGCAAAUCAGUGCCCCCCUGGCCAGGCAGAACUAGUCGAACUUGGAAGUAGAGAGCAGGCGGAGGCCGGCGCUUAACUGUAGCUAAGCAGGCCGGGUCUGGCUUUGGGCCCUGGGCCUUCCAGCCGGGGACUCUGCGCCUGCGCCCGCCUGGCCGCCGCCCGCUCUCCCGGCGCUGCAGCUGUCUGGGCUGCUGCGCGCCGCCUAGGUGUCUGGGCAAUCCAUGGGCAAGAGCAAGGGCCACGAUGACAGAUUACGGCGAGGAGCAGCGCAACGAGCUGGAGGCUCUGGAGUCCAUCUACCCUGACUCCUUCACAGGCAGAUGUCUCUCAGCUAUCCCUGUAUAGCUCCAGUCCUGUUCAUGUUCUCUCUCACCAGCAAUACAUCUGUGCUGUGAGGAUGUUAAGGGGAUGAGUGAAGAGGGGUUUGAGAGUGUCAUUAACUGGCUUGAUUGCACAUUGAUCCAACCCUCCUAACAACUAGUCUUCCAAAAUAUAAAUGGACUCUCCUGAUACCACAUUCUCCUUCAGUAGUUCUUCACUUGACAAGGUCCUGCUAAGUAUUAUCAGAAAAUCCACCCAGCUUCACCAUUACUGUGACAUCUGAGGCUGGAGAAAAUGAUGAAACUGUCCAGACUACCCUCAAGUUUACAUACAGUGAAAAAUACCCAGAUGAAGCUCCCCUUUAUGAAAUAUUCUCCCAGGAAAACCUAGAAGAUAAUGAUGUCUCAGACAUUUUAAAAUUACUAGCAUUACAGGCUGAAGAAAAUCUUGGUAUGGUGAUGAUUUUUACUCUAGUGACAGCUGUGCAAGAAAAAUUGAAUGAAAUAGUAGAUCAGAUAAAAACUAGAAGAGAAGAAGAAAAGAAACAAAAAGAAAAAGAAGCAGAAGAAGCUGAAAAGCAAUUAUUCCAUGGUACUCCAGUUACAAUUGAGAAUUUCUUAAAUUGGAAGGCCAAGUUUGAUGCAGAACUCUUGGAAAUUAAAAAGAAAAGGAUGAAAGAAGAAGAACAAGCAGGAAAAAAUAAAUUAAGUGGGAAACAACUAUUUGAAACGGAUCAUAAUCUUGACACAUCUGAUAUCCAGUUCUUGGAGGAUGCUGGAAACAACGUGGAGGUAGAUGAGUCUUUGUUCCAAGAAAUGGAUGACUUGGAGCUGGAGGAUGAUGAAGAUGAUCCAGACUAUAAUCCUGCUGACCCAGAGAGUGACUCAGCUGACUAAUGAACUGUCCCCAUCUGCAGAGAGGCUUGACUGCCACAGCAUCUGUGGCUAUGCUCAGAGGGUUUUGUUUUCCUUUCUUUUUUUCUAAGAAAAAAUUAUUUUCAGGAGAAUAUUCUUCUGAUAGCUUUCAUCAUUGAACUUAAUAAACUGACCUUAAAAUUUCAAAUAUAAAAUGUUCAAGGCUUCUUACUGGUGAGCACAAGGUUACGUAUUUAAAAUCACCUAAUAUUGAGAGAGAACCUGCCUAUAACACCAAGACUUGAAGGUAGGCUGGUGCUGUGCACAUGAGCGAGUUUAUACACAGGAAACUGGAGUAACUUGGAAUUUCUGUGCUGGAGACUGUGGCUACUUCUGGUUUUCAAGCAUUGUCUUUUAUAUGAAGUGUGAGAAAACUGAGGUGACUAGCACAUUAAACCAUCUAGAUUCUAGCCUCCAGGCACACUAAAUUUAAGUCUUCACAAAACCAGGAGGCCCAUAUUAUGAUCAGGAAUAAAAUGAAGUUUAGCCUUCGUUUUGGUCCAUUUUGUAUUGCCAUAAAGGAAUAUCUGAGGCUGGGUAAUUUAUAAAGAAAAGGAUUUAUUUGGCUCACAAUUCUGGAUGGCCAGGAAGUUCAAGAUUGGGUAUCUGCACCUGGUGAGAGCCUCAGGCUGCUUCCACUCAUGGUAGAAGGGGAAGGGGCACUAUGUGUGUAGAGAUCACAUGGCCAGAGAGUGAGGGUGGAAGUGCCAGGGUUUUUUGUUUUUUGGUUUUUUUUACAAGUAGCUUUGGUGGGAACUAGUAAAGUGAGAACUCCCUUACCUCUGCUCCCCACAGGAAGGCAUUAGUCUAUUUAUGAGGGUUCUACCUGCCAUAACCCAAACACCCCACUAGCCCGCAUCUCCCAACACCACCACACUGGGGAUUAAAUUUCAAUGUGGGAUUUGGAGAGGACAAAUAUCUAAACCAUAGCAGUCUUAGAGUAUUUAAAUUAGAAUCAUUUGUGGAGUUUCUAAAAGGUAUGCAUUCCUAGGCCCCUCUCAGGUUAGAUUUACGAACACUGAUCCCCAAUCUGAAUUUUAAAACAGCAAAAUCUCAUACUAGUUCUACAGAUGAUUCUGAUACACAAUCUGGAUUAAGAACCACUGUCCUGUAGUUGUGAAGUCUAUAUAUUUUGGUAUUUUCUUUACCUUUUCUCUAAUUAACCAGUCUGAAGGAGUUUGAAUUUUGGUGGUCGUACAUCGUCUGCAAGAGAAACACAUUAACAUCUAUGCACAUAGAGUUCUUUGUAGUAAUUUCGGAUGAUUGACUUGGUGGCUCCAGGUAGGAAAGCCAGGCUUCGUGCAAGUUAUUCAGUCACUACAGUUUUGGAGGACUCUUAACCCCAACAGGAAAUCACUUGUGCUAUUUUAAAUUUAUAAAGCUAUUAUAAAGAGCUGCCUCCAGUAAAAAAUACAUAUGCCACAUACCCACAGACAGCAAUAUUAAUCAUUUGUUAUUGGAGUUAGACCUUAUAAUCAAAAAGCAAAUGAUUUAAGAUAAAAUUACCAUUGAGGAGUUUAAUACUUUUCAAGGAAUCUUCACGUCAACCUUGAUCCCAGACCAAUAGAAUGGAAUAACAACAGGAAUGUUCAGCAUUUCAAUGCAGGGAGAAAUCCAAAAGUUUGUCCUAUGUAAGAUUUUGCUUUUCCCAUAUUUUUGAAGCUGAUCAGCAGAUACAUAAGAACCUGGAAGAAGCUGCUCAAUUAAGGUUUAAAAAAAAAAAAAAAAAAAAAAAAAGCAAUUGUUAGCAAUGUGGUGCUGAAAUCAAGACUUAACUUUGAAGUGUCAAGAAUGAUACCCCACGCCCCAUCCCCUUCAUGUGAUUUUUAAGAAUUAGCUUUAUAUAUUUCUCCAGGUAUUAAAGUGGAUGUCUACCUUUGCCAUUUCAGAACCUAAAGGCAGAAUCUAAUGGUAAAAUGAAGACAACCUUGUUAGUUCUAAUAACUCAGAUAUUUUCAUCUAGAGUAAAUAUUUACCAUUGGCUUUGUAUUCUGGGAAUUAGCCCAAGACUAUGCUGCUCAAAUGGGUGCAAAUAUACUCUCAGGUUGCAAUAGCAUGACUAGUAGUAUUUGAAGCAAUAAUUGUUCCAUCUUGGAUUAUCAGUUUUGCUCUUUGCUUUGGCAAAGUUUUUGUUUUUCUAUUUGUGCCAGUUGUAUUAAAAUAUUACUAGGUUAAAAACAAACACAAAUAUAUUUAUUCACUACUGUAUCCCUGUAAUAAUGCCUGGCAUGCAGUAGGCCCCUAAUAUUUGUUGAAUGAAUGAAUUAUAGAAUAGAGUACAAAAUUAAUUCUAAUGUAUUUUAAAGUAAAGCAUGAGAGUUCAAAGAAAUGUUCUAUUUGCCAUCUACAACUUGGAAUAAUGUUCCUAGAUCCUGCUUCCUGCACUUUUGCCAGCAGAGGUGGAUGCCUUGGGGGAAAAGUUGGAUAAAUGCUGAUCUAAGGCAACACAUCUAAAUGGUUAUGUGAACAUUUCCCAGUUGAGGUAAAACUAAGAGGAAUGAUAAUAACAUCUCAUCAAUUUAAAGGAUGAGUUCACUGAUUGUACUGUCAUACUCCAGAGAUACAUGUGCCAAGAAGCAAAGAGAUACACUCUUGUAUUCCAGAAAAACGAUGAUUUGUAAGUGUUCAAUAUUUGUGUGGCAGCCCUUUUAGGUGUAAUGAUGUGUAACAGAAAAGUAAAUGAACUACUUGAAAUAGC